AGAUUACUUGCGGGGACGCCCAGAUUCCAAGGUCCAAGUAAUUCGGUUUAUGAAGUACAGAAUUAGCCGCGCAUCUGGCCAAACUAGCGCGUGAGCAUCCAUGAACACCUUCCCGAUGUUACUGCGGCUCUGUAUUAUUGGCCUCAGGGGCGGUAUCGUAGACUGGAUUCAGGUACACGAAGCCGACUGCGCCCCGCUCUGACGCUCGCUGUAGAUUGUUUCCUGGCAUUGUGUCCCGCGACACGGGCUUUGUGGCUUGCAGCUACUCGUAGAACAGGAACUGGCGCUGCCUACGUCAUCGUGGCACGCGCAUAUCUUCAUCAAUACGUGCCCUCUUUGCUCAACACCAACACGAAAACACAUCACCUUGAAUCUCGACCUAAGCACCUACUUCACUACUGCCUCUACAACAAGACCACCAACAUGGAGACCAUCACCAAUAUUGCGUCUACUGCGACGACCACCGUCUCGAACCUCAUCUAUGGCGAUCAGACCAAGAACAACGAGACCGCGGGCAAGGAGCCCGUCUCAGGGCAGGAGGGCAAAGGCACAGCGACCGAGCCCUUCGACAAGGGUAAUGCUGCUACCCCGCUAGACACGACUGCAGACAGGAAGACGUUCCUCGAUUACGGAAACAAUGAGACGGCGGGCAAAGAGCCUAUCUCUGGCGAACAGGGCAAAGGCACGGCGACUGCGCCGUUCGAUCAAGGUAACUCAGCCAAGGCAACCGAUGCAUCCUCCGGCCCAGACGGCUUUCUUAAGCUGAACCCAACGCUUGACGGACCUGCGCAUGAUGCCGACGCGCCAAAAAUCCACACGAACAGCAAGGACACCACUUACACGGGCAUGCCCAUCGUUCCUCUGAACCCAGACGUUGCUACGUCGGGCCUGGAUACGAAGUCUUCGGGUACAACAGAGAAGACUGGCGUUACGGAUAAGUUGUGGAAGGAGACCGCACUCGAUGACAUUAGUCGCUCGGGCGCUCCUGGGGCUGGUCCAACAGCUCCUGACUCGACGACCGUGACCAAGGCGCCCAUUGCUCAUGAGAACGUUGCCAUCAAGGAGUCCAAAGUCCACAUCGAGCCGAGUCUUGAUGGAAGCAUCAGCCCCAAGACGACGGGAGCACCAGCAGGUGCCGGCGUCGGAGAAUCAAACCGUAUUGUUGGAGAGAAGCCUACGCACAAGUCCGAGCCCGCAAUAUCGUCCUCUCCCAGCGACGAGAAGAGCGGCAAGAUGUCAGAUCUGAAGAACAAGCUCAAGGACAAGCUUCACAUUGGCCACAAGGACAAAUAAGUGCUUCGUCGCUUCUGUAGCACUAAUGAUGCUUCUUUCUCAUGGAUGAUGGAACGAGAUAUGAUACCACGGCUUAGCUGCCAGACCCGAGAGGUCAUUUCCUUAUAAGUAGUUGCUCCACAUAGUAACUUAAUUUGCACAACUACAACGUUAAACCCACGU
Messenger RNA from Cucurbitaria berberidis CBS 394.84, 1455 nucleotides. RefSeq lists its product as uncharacterized. Lineage: Eukaryota; Fungi; Ascomycota; Dothideomycetes; Pleosporales; Cucurbitariaceae. The transcript has 4 exons. Bases 424 to 1293 code for a protein of 289 amino acids. The record is from RefSeq and is a predicted model, not a curated record.